Eufriesea mexicana is the source of this 1151-nucleotide messenger RNA. RefSeq names its product ataxin-3. The transcript has 6 exons. The record is from RefSeq and is a predicted model, not a curated record. Gene Ontology annotation, molecular function: cysteine-type deubiquitinase activity. Bases 102 to 1151 code for a protein of 349 amino acids. Lineage: Eukaryota; Metazoa; Arthropoda; Insecta; Hymenoptera; Apidae. Gene Ontology annotation, cellular component: nucleus. Gene Ontology annotation, biological process: protein deubiquitination.
GGUUAUAACCAAAAAAUAUUUUUGUGGGUGACGUUUGAUCACAGAAUCUUUUUAGAUUAUUCGACGUAUGAUUUGGUUGUUACUUAAUAUUUGUAUGCUUUAUGCACUACGUUAAAAGUGUUAAUAAAAUGGACACCAUAUUUCACGAAAAGCAAGAAGGAUUUUUAUGUGCACAACAUUGUUUAAACGCACUUUUACAAGGACCAUAUUACAAUGCUGUAGAUCUUGCCAGUUUGGGUCACCAAAUGGAUGAAGAAGAGAGGAUAAGAAUGGCAGAAUCUGGUGUUGACAGUGAAGAUUAUAAACUUUUUUUAGAGCAACCAUCAGGAAACAUGGAUGACAGUGGAUACUUCUCAGUUCAAGUAAUUAGUAGUGCAUUAAAAGUUUGGGGAUUAGAAUUAAUUCCAUAUAAUAGUACGGAAUCUGCAGCUAUAUUGGCACAGAAUGACCCUUUACAGAUGAAAGCAUAUAUUUGUAACUACAAAGGUCAUUGGUUUACUAUAAGAAAAAUUGGAAGGCAAUGGUUUAAUUUAAAUUCAGUACUAAGUGGACCAGAACUUAUAUCAGAUACUUAUCUUUCAAUGUAUUUAGCCCAGUUGUUGCAAGAAGGUUAUUCUAUUUUUGUUGUUAUUGGUGUACUUCCACAAUGUCCAGCAGACGAUAUUCUUACGAAAAAUCCAAUAGAACCUGCGUUAAAAGGACAAACAUCAUUAAGAACAAAAACAAAAGGUAUAAGUAAUAAUGUGAUAACAAAUACAAUUACUAGAGUAUUAUCUAACAAAGAAAAAAUAUCAACAAGCAAACUACAGGAGAAGAUAAUACCCAUCAAAAUUGAAAAGAACGAUGAAGACGAUGAUGAAAAUGCAGAAUUACAAAGAGCACUUCAAUUAAGUUUCGAAGAGAAUAAAAGAAAUGAUGUAGAUAAAUAUCUUAAAUUAAGUUUGGAUUUUCACGAUUAUAAUAAAAAAACAUGUGGAACUGAUGACAUGGAUGAGGAUGAUGAUUUAAGAAGAGCUCUUCAGUUAAGUUUAGAGUGUGCUACUGCACCAUCAACACCAGAAUCUGAAGAUUUACACUGGCAUCAAUUAAACCACUUCGGUUCAUACUCCAGGACGUCAAAUGGAGAAACUUCACAAAAACUGAAUAUUUAA